AUGAAGCUCAUCUUAUUAAUCGCCUCGUUCUUUGCCUUCACGGAUGCAGAUAAACGAUGCCGAGGUGUUGAUUUCGACGAAAAAUACUUCAACCUUUUGAUCGUUAAAGAAGGAAUUAAUCAUCUGCAUGAUUUAGCUAUUAACAGAAAUGAUAAUAACGUGUUUUUUACAUAUGAAACUUUGACGACGCCUCCUUUAAGGGUUUUGGGGUAUAUAGAACUAGACGCAAAGAAGGCAGGUAUCAUUGGUGGUAUAAGAAACGCAACCGCCGUUGCAGUAGAUCAAUUUUAUGGUAAAGUUUACGUUGGUGGUGCCGAUGGGCUAUUUAAAAUAAACAACCAAAAAAUACCAGAAAGAUUACCCAUACAAGACGAUAUAAGAAGCCUACAUUAUAAGGAUGGGUUGUACUUUACAAAUAGCAAAAGAGAGGCCUACAAGUUUGAAGACGGCUAUGCUUCUUUAGUCCCCGAAUUAUUAGGCGUAGAAGUUGACCGUCUUGUUAUAGACGAUGAGAAUAACAUAUUUUUUACCCAAAACAAGAAAUUAUUUAGAGUCAAAAUAGGGACUAGAGCGAUUAAUACACACGAAAUGUAUAUUGUUGAUGCUCUAACUACAGAUAAAUACAACAAACCAUAUAUUUGUACAAGGAAAGGUGUUGCCCAUCUCAAUAUAUUCGGUGAUGCAUCCUCAGAGCUCGGCUGUACAUUUCCAGAAAUUAAUCCAUUUUCUGAAGUUGCUAUGAAGUUUAAUAGGGAUUACCCUAAAAUAAAUUGUAAGGGGAGAGACUGGGUUACUUGUAACAUGUCUGAAUGCUUUGUAACUGAGGAAACACUACUCGAAUUAAAGGAUGUAUCAUGCACUUACAAAGAUAUAGUUUACAUAGAUGAUCACAAUUACAAGGUGGCCGAUGGUGUUAAACUUUUCAACGAUGAAAAAUACAUCUUGAAUCAAAGUGAUUAUUUUAAGGUGUCCUGCUAUGGAUAUGACAGGAAGGGUUUUAACCUGCUGUCUCGUAGAUGGCUGGGCUAUAAAGUGGGUAUCCGACCAGUGUCAGUACCCCCUGUGACCGCCGCGCGUAUGGACAGCCUCAAUGUACUUAUUAUGGCCUUCGACUCCACAGCGUACAACGGCUUCGUACGUAAAUUGCCCAAGAGUUACAAGGUGUUGGUUGAAGAAGUUGGAGCUGUUAUAUUGAAGGGCUACAACAUAGUAGGGGAUGGUACCCCAGAUGCGCUUUUCCCCAUUCUAUCGGGGAAACACGAAUGGCAACACCCCAGCGCAAGGAUACGUUACUCCAAAUACAUUCACUUGGAUUCGGAUCUGUUUAUAUUCCACACUGCUAAAGAAGACGGAUACCGCACAGCGUACUACGAAGAUAUGCCCUGGAUAGGCUCCUUCCAAUACAGAUACAACGGGUUCAAUAAAUGUCCGGCGGACCAUUAUUUGCGUCCGUUUCUGAUGGAGGAGUCUAAGUCCGGAAGCAAAUGGUGGCACGGGACAAAGGGGCGGUACUGCAUCGGGGACAAACCGCAGUAUAAGGUGCUCAUGGAUUUGACUAAACAGUUCAUGAAUGUUAGCGCGAAGAAGUUCUGCUUUACGUUCAUGGCGGAUAUAUCUCACGACGAGUUCAAUAUGAUUUCCACGGUGGACGAUGAUCUUGUAGAAUUUCUGAGAUACAUAAAGCAGUCGAAGAUUUUAGAGAACACCCUUUUCAUACUUAUGGGAGAUCACGGACCGAGAUUCUCACCAAUGCGCAACACUUACCAGGGCAAAAUAGAGGAACGCAUGCCCUUCAUGUCGAUCGCUCUACCAGAGAAACUCAAGCGAGAGCGUCCUGAUGCUGUUUGGUCUCUGAAGUCCAACUCAAAAGUCCUGACCACCCCAUUCGAUAUACACACCACUGUAUUAGAUGCUAUGGGCUUGAAGAGGCUUGCCAGUGAUUAUAAAGUACCUAACACUAACACGUUGAGAGGUUUCAGCUUGUUGGAACCAAUAUCAUCCACCCGCAAUUGUGAAGAAGCGGGUAUUCACCCCCACUGGUGUGUCUGCACUAACGCGAAAUGGCGCACCGUUUCCCGGGAGGACGCUGCCUACAAGAGAGUGGUGGAUUUACUGUGUAUCUACAUUAACAAUGUUACUGCAGAAAAAAGAAGUCAGUGCGCUGAACGAAAAUUGACGAAAGUAGAGUGGGUGAUAAGAAGAGAUGUCAAAUGGACUAAUUCAACUCUACAAGAAACUACCUUCUACCAACUAGUGAUUGUAAUGAGCCCAGGUCUGGCAAUUUUUGAAGCUACCGUCCAGUAUACGGCUUCGAACGAUUCUUUUACUGUCACAGAUGGGGAUAUAUCGAGAAUUUCCGCGUAA
Molecule: messenger RNA, 2364 nt
Organism: Leptosia nina
Lineage: Eukaryota; Metazoa; Arthropoda; Insecta; Lepidoptera; Pieridae
Source: the annotation of a GenBank genome assembly